Messenger RNA from Orbicella faveolata, 1233 nucleotides. RefSeq lists its product as uncharacterized. Gene Ontology annotation, molecular function: ATP binding; protein kinase activity. The record is from RefSeq and is a predicted model, not a curated record. Lineage: Eukaryota; Metazoa; Cnidaria; Anthozoa; Scleractinia; Merulinidae. Gene Ontology annotation, biological process: protein phosphorylation; necroptotic signaling pathway.
GGGGGGACAGGGGCAUUUUGUCUUAAAGGUAUAAUGCCAAAACUUGUUGUCUCUUGCAUAAGUUUAUUAUCUCCUAUCUGCUGUCGAAGGUGUACUGCUCUUUUAGGUAAUCUUGCACUUACAGUGUUUUAAUAAAUUCCUUCAAUCUCCCUACAAAACUACCGGCAUCCACAAGCAGUUUUCGACUGCCUGUUAUUUAGUAUUCUCCUUGAAAACACUUCCCGGAAUUGUGCAUGGAAACGAGGCGAUUGGGAAAGUCCUUUGAAAAUGGAAGGUAGAGUGUCGUGGUUAAUGUUCAUGUUUACAAGUUAUUCUGCUGCAGAGAAUACGAAGUAGCUGCUACUUAGUCUGCAAACGGUAUGGAAGAACCCAAGAACAAAUAUAUUCUUCUUGUUGAUCGUGUGGGUGAAACACUUGAGAGAAAUCUUUUGGCGCUUGGUCCUUCCAUGAAGGCAACACCAACUCCAGCUCUACGAGGGGAGUUAUUGGAAGCUAUUACUGAAGCUGAACAACCUUCAGAUGUAAAUAAAAUAGCCCUUGUUGGAAUCAAUCGUACAUCAUUGCGUCUUGAAUGUCGCAUGGCGGAUUUAACUCGGCUUUCGGACGAAGAAGCGAACUUGCUUUUGGCGAUAUCUUCCGCUGAAUCGAGAUAUCAAACGUUUAUCGACAGAAAAUCUCUGGAUUUUGGGCGUCGACUUUCACCAGGAAAUCAGGUGUUUCUUUCUGUGAAAGGAAUGGCAAAGGAUUUACCUGGUGUCGUACGGUUCAAGGGUGAAUUACCGUUUCGUCCUGGUACUACGUUUGGAGUUGAACUGACCGUAGGUAUCAAUUGACCCAUGGGUUUCAUGUAUUUUUCAACAAUUCUUCUUUGAUUUAUCAAUGCUACCAGUAUUUUUCAGUUGUUGCCAUAAUAGUGGUACCAAGUGGAUACCCAAUCAUGGCCAUUUUUGUGAAGGAAAAUAUUACCAUAGCAACACCCCCUAAUUUUAGCUUUCACUGCUCAUAACUCAAAAACGAGUCCAGUGGCUUCAUUUAAUAUCAAAUUGUUUUAAUAAAACUUUUUGCAAACUUGGAAGAAUCAUUAAGUAUGGAAGGGGUUCAGAGCCACUCUAAUUUUUUUUUAAAAUUUAAGGUGGCUGUAAAACCGUCCCCACAAUUGUUUUUAAACUUAAGUUGAAUCUUGAUUAAUUGUAAUUUGUGUGUAGCACAUGAUGAGGGCAAAAAUUGGUGUGU